Pediculus humanus corporis (human body louse) is the source of this 903-nucleotide messenger RNA. RefSeq names its product Phosphoglycerate kinase, putative. Bases 1 to 903 code for a protein of 300 amino acids. Gene Ontology annotation, cellular component: cytosol. Lineage: Eukaryota; Metazoa; Arthropoda; Insecta; Psocodea; Pediculidae. The transcript has 6 exons. The record is from RefSeq and is a predicted model, not a curated record. Gene Ontology annotation, biological process: glycolytic process; gluconeogenesis. Gene Ontology annotation, molecular function: phosphoglycerate kinase activity; ATP binding; ADP binding.
AUGUCGUUUAAUAAAUUAACUUUGGAUUCUUUAAAUUUAGAAGAUCAAAGGGUUUUAAUGAGGCGAGUAAAAGCCUCACCAGAAAAUGUAAAAAAAUUUCGAGAAAGUUUAAGUAAAUUAGGAGAUUUGUAUGUAAAUGAUGCUUUCGGUACUGCACAUCGUGCUCAUAGUUCUAUGUUGGGAGAAGGUUUUGAAAAGAGAGCAGCAGGAUUUCUGUUGAAAAAAGAACUUCAUUAUUUUGCUAAAGCUCUAGAUGAGCCUGAAAGACCUUUUCUGGCUAUACUAGGAGGAGCUAAAGUUGCUGAUAAAGUACCAUUGAUUGAAAAUCUUCUUAACAAAGUUUCUGAAUUAAUAAUCGGAGGAGGAAUGGCUUACACAUUUUUAAAAGUUUUAAAAAAUAUGAAGAUUGGAAAUUCGUUAUACGAUCCCGAGGGUGCAAAAAUUGUUGAUAAAUUAAUGAAAAUUGCCGAAGAAAAAGAUGUUAAAAUUCAUCUUCCUGUCGAUUUUAUAACUGCCGAUAAAUUCGAUGACACUGCUGAAGUUGGAAAAGCGAGGGUUCAUGAUGGUAUUCCCGAUGGUUGGAUGGGAUUGGAUAUUGGAGAAAAAUCUAGAGAGUUAUUUAAAGAGCCAAUAUCGAGAGCCAGAACAAUUGUUUGGAACGGGCCUGCGGGAGUUUUCGAAUUUAAAAAAUUUAGUCAUGGGACCAAAGCGAUUAUGGAUGCUGUUGUGGAAGCUACGUCAAAUGGUGCUAUUACCGUAGUAGGAGGAGGAGAUACAGCAACAUGUGUUGCUAAGUGGAAUACAGAAGAUAAAAUCAGUCAUAUUUCUACUGGUGGAGGAGCUAGUUUAGAACUUCUUGAAGGAAAAACUUUACCAGGAGUCGCAGCUUUAACGGAUGCUUAA